Messenger RNA from Manis javanica (Malayan pangolin), 7234 nucleotides. Lineage: Eukaryota; Metazoa; Chordata; Mammalia; Pholidota; Manidae. The record is from RefSeq and is a predicted model, not a curated record.
AUGGUGUUACGGCUGCUGCGCGAACCUGUGACCCCCAUGCUGACACCCCUGGAGGAGCUGACACCUGUGAACAGUGAUCAGAUGGGCAUCACCUGGAAGGAGCAGUUUUCUCCCAGCUGCUCCCUGUCCAGUGGGAUGAUGGUGUGGCAGUGCGGGGGGGAAGAGAGUAGUGAUCGGAGGCCCUGCCAACUGGCUAACAGGCUGCCACCUCUUAAGCGCCACUGCCCUUCUUCACUAGCAGGGACGUUCGUCUCAGCCUUCACUGUCCUGUGCGGAGCCCGCACUGACCUCCCAGACAGGCAUGUGUGCUGUGUCUUCUGGCUGAACAUUGCCGCGGCCCUCAUCCAGGUCCUCACAGCCAUCGUUAUGGUGGGCUGGAUCAUGAGCAUCUUCUGGGGCAUGGACAUGGUCAUCCUCGCCAUUUCCCAAGGCUACAAGGAGCAGGGCAUCCCACAGCAGCUGUGAGCCCCAGGAGCUGCCAAGAAGCCCAGGUGGUCUCAUGGGAGCCCCACAGGCAGUGAUGGGCACAAGAACCUUUACAUGUUCUUUUCUGCUGGUUCCUGGGUUUGGAGUGGAAAGGGGAGAUUUUUAAAGUAUUAUUUAUUUUGAGAACACACCUGCUUUUCUCAGCAGGCUCUGAGGGCUGCCAGCCCCUCCCCCUGCUCCAGAAGGUAGGGGCAGGCCCCCAGAGCAUGUCGAGUGGGGCAGGAAGUGGGGUGGAGACAGGUGCUGGCAGAGUCUGGAAUGUGUGGGCUCACCCCCACCACACUGCCCAUGGCCAGCUGCUGAGGGCCCUGUGCCGGGGAGCAGGGCACCACUGAGGGCCGGGACUGUGGUGGAUGUGCCCUCUGGGUCCCCAGCCCCUACCUAAGUGUUUCUGCUGUGGUCUCUGGGGACAGCACCAGGGCAGAAGUGAGGCUGGAGAAACCCCAGCCCAGCAUGGAAAGGUCCACUGUGCCCUUAGCAGGCCCAAGGCAGCAGUGGGGCAGCUCCCCAUAAAUAUCUCCUGGCCCUGCCCUCCCUUAGUGCAGCCACCCCACUUCUUACCACUGAAAUCUCCAGGCCUCAGUGUGUUUUGACCUUUGUUUCCCCGGAAGGGGGCCAGUGCUCAACCCCUGGGCAAAACUGCUGGAACCACCGAAUGUUCACACACAGAGAGCAUGGUUGGAGAGAACCCAGCCUGACAGCCUCUCACAUUAUAUUUAACACCAAUUCUGGACCACAGUCCUUAUUCUGAAAUCUUAAGGCCAAAUAGGUCUCUGAAUUCAGAAAUGUAGUAUUUAGGAAAGGGGGUAAGAGACAUUUGCUCUAUAAUUCCUGACACCCUGACAGAGUUGGAACAUCUCCCACCACCAAGCACAGGAUUAUUUCUGCAGAGAAGCAGGUGAAUCGUCAGACUGAUGGGAUUAAUAAAAACUGUAAAUAGCCUCAUCAUGGUUUAAGUUGAAUAGGAGAAAACCUACCAUUUGAGAGCUUUUGGGGUUUCAGAAUUGCAAAAAAAAAAUUGUGUGGGGUUGUGGACCUCUCUCUGAAAAUCCUUCUUGCAAGCAGAUGCUUUAGGGUGACUCUGUUGGCACUAAACCCGGAUGCCUCCCAGUGGCCCUUCAAGGCCCUUCAAUAGUAAUUGCUACAGAGUUAGAUCCCAACAGAGGGAAGAACCAACAGACGCUGUCCAGGCCCCCGAGGGUCAGGAAAUAAUGACCCGAAAUUAAGAGACAGGAGAUCCAAAGUAACGGUGAUGAGGUGGACAUACACGUCUGUCUUUCAUUUUUCAUUCUAACACAGGAAGUGCCAGUGUGGGACUGGCCCAAAGCUUAGUUUCCAACCCCACGGGACUCCAUGCCAUCGGGUGUGUCCCUCUCUGAGGGGCUCAGUCAGGGGCUCAGCUGGAUUUCGGCCAGGGCAGGAGAAGUGGCUGGCUGGCCCCUUUCCUGGUUGCUGUAUGGGAACAUGUGGGGACAGGCCCCUUGCUCUGCUGUGAGCAGUUUUGGAAGCCUCUGCUUGCAGAAUCUCUGCUCUUAAAUGCCCUGUCUGGGGGCAGUGGCCCACCCACCCCAUCCCCUAGGCUUUCUAAUGACAAGCCUUCCAGGAAGCAGCCCAGCUCCCUAGGGACUGGACAGCUUGUGGCAUCCGGGGAAAGAUGGAACUCUGCCCAGCCACUCUGCCACCCCUGCACCCCAACUCGAAGGUGGGCCCUCUGCUUCUGGCCUGAUCCUACCCCACCAUCCACCCUUACUAUGAUGAGUGUCCUGUCCCUUUUCCAUCACUGCCCGGGGCUGGCUGCACUGUUUAGGGCACCUGGCAGGAUCUUUAUCUCCUCCCGCCCUCCUUCCUUCCUGAUCCCCACCCAGGCCUUUGCUGCUUCUUUUGUGUUUGGAAGCCUCUGUGUUUUCAAGGUGCUGGAAUCAGAUUUGGCUUUAUCCAGAAAGCUAGACCCUUUUGCUGUGUGAAGACAGCAUCCUCCAGGCCCAGGGAGAGCAGACUGGCUGCUCGCUACUCUCAAGGCUGCAUCGAAGAACAGAGCCUUCCUGAAAUCAGAUAAAACAGCUUCCACAGAGGGGAAUACCAGGCCCACCAGCCCUCCCCCAGCCCAGCUGCCCACAGCCUCUCAUCCCAAACCACUGCCCUAUGUUUGCCCACCUCCCUUCUGUGAUGGCAGGUCUCAGGUGGGAGCUGCCUCUCCCGGCUUGGCUGGGGGCGGCUGCUGAGGGACAGAGAAGAAAGAGCAGUUUAUGUCACAUAUUUAUUAACACAAUCCCUACACCAGUGGGAUUUUCUUGAGUGACAGGUGUCACCAUGAGUCCCUGUGUGGGAUGGCUUGACUCAGGGGUUUGUGUGCUUGGAAGGACAUCUCCCCUCAGCUGCAGGCUGCUUCUCCAUCAGCCUCAGGAGGAAGCUCCUCUCCAGGGAACUGUUGUGUGGAAGAAACCAAGAGGAGCCCCGCCCAUCUUCUGAACAAGGAGUCUGUGAGGACAGCCAUGUGGGCAGAAUCAGCUCAAAACAGCAUCCCCCUAAAUUAGACCACGGUCUCAGCAUUACUGUCUGCAUUAGAUAAGGGGCAGUGGCUAGUGGCUGCAAGUAUGUGAGCUGGCCACUCAGGUGCUGGAUGGCCAGAGUCACUUACUAAACACCAGUCAGCUGAAAAAGGGCUCUUGUGCCAACAAGUGCUGGGCUGACACACAGCCCCUUGGUGACAGAGCUGGGCUUGCCUGGUGGCACAGCACAAGGGUGAUAGUCAGGAGGUCCCAGAGCACGUUUCCGGUUCGGCCCUUUCAUCAGUCAGACUCCUGCAGGUGGUUCCCUGGCCGCAGCCAUUUGGGGCAGGGAUCGCAGGCCCGUAGAGAGCUCCGUGGUGAACAAGAGGCUCCCAGGACCUAACGGUGACACUUGGACCAGAGUGGCAGUUCCCUCAGCCAGAGCAGGACCCUAGGGAAAGAACAAGCCACUGGUGGCCUGGGAGUGUCCUGGGGGCAGCGGAGACUGGCUUGGAUCUUUAACUCUGAGUCUGUUGAGAGCCACAGACCUCAGACGGGAAAACCAGGGCCUCUGUGGGAGCAGCUGGGGGUGGACGGCUCCAGUCCCCACCCCACCCCUGCCCUGGCCUGGGAACCAGUCUGGCUGCACUUGAGGGACACGGAGCAAGAUGCCUCCCUCUGCUGCCCCAGACCCCAUGACAAGGAGUGACAGGAGAGCCUUCAGAUGCUGCGCCUUGCCCAGGCAUGGUGUGACCCAUCUGAUGUAUGACCCUUCCUGCAGCCUGGCGGCAGGGCAGCAGCGUGCUGGGCUUUCGGACGUCAGAGCUAAGGAAUGGGCCAAACACACGGCUCAUGGGCCAGAGCUGACCACAGCCCUAUCACAGCCCUCCCAGGAGGGAGCAGGUCUCAGGGGCCAGGAGCAGUCACCUGGAGGGGACUCGAGAGAGCCCUCAGAAAGAACCGGAAGGCCUCCACAGCCCACCCUGUGGUCACCAUCCCAGGAAGCCCUCACACAUGCUCCCUGGCUGGAGGCAGGCGGGAAGGGCUGCCCCAUAGUGCCACCUGGCAGUGGUGUUCAGUGCUGGAGCUGCGUGGGGGGCUGCUGGCCCUAAAGGGAAGGACCCAGACACUAGCUGUCCCUCCAGGGGCUCUGGUCUCCCCACCCACCGCUCUCAGAGGCAUAGCCGUAGCCUCAGCCUCAGCCAGACUCCUGGGGGCCCAGGAUCAGUGGGGAGGCACCUACAGGAAGGGAAGAAAGCCCCGUGCUCAGCUGCCCCUGGAGGAGCAGGGGUCAGGGUCUCAGGGAGAAAAACCACACACGGAGCUGAGGCAACCAGGUGGGGCUGGAUCCCAGGACCAGGAGCACCCCUUCCAGGCCUGGGGCUUAUAAGGAGGAAGUGAGGGGCUGAGCUGUGGAGGAUCUCCUGGACCAGCUUGACUCUUCAAAAAACAAAAAAAUCUAAGAAGUUUUCUUUAGUGCACCCCCUUCCCUGCCCGGUGGGGUGAAUUUGUGAGGGUCACUUCAGUUGUGCUCGGCUCCCACUCCACCUGGGCCCCGGGCCUGAGCCUGGCAGAAGUCUGGCCGCAGAGGCCCCAGGCCCACCCCGGCCAGUGGGGAUGCUGGAUGCCCUCACCCUGUAAGUGUCGCAGUGAGGAAAGCCUCAAGCGUGGUUCGCUGUGUACGUGCCUUGGGACUGAAACAUCAAUCCUGUGAGUGGUGGUGGCCCUGGCCCACUGUUAUCUCCCUCCCUCUUGCUGGUCGCUUUGGAGGGCUCUCAGCAGGGGGUCAGAGGUGCAGAAGCAUGUCCACAGCACCCUCAUGCACUGACCCUGACCUUGUGGUGGGGGGAGCAGUUUGGAGCCACUGCUUGUCUGCUGACACGCGCUCCCACAGAAUUGACCUGAGGCUGAACAGAGAGGGUUCCUUCUGUCUCCUGGGCCCCUGGGCAGGCCUCAGGCAGGCCUCACAGCAAGGGGGCUGCUGCCUGCCAGCCCUGCCUUCUAGGGAAAAGGCGGGUGCAUGGAGAGGAGGGGACCCCCCAGGCCUGGGCCUGGGCCCUGCUGCUGUCGGGGAGGGGCCGGCUAUGGGGAGGAAGCUGAGGCAGCCUGAGCAGGUGGCCGGCGUUCCCUUGGGUUUCUUCCAGCUAGAUUCCUGGGACUUCAUGAUGUUCAUGAGAUCACAGGGGUUGCUGUGGGCCCACCCUCCGUCCCAUGGACAUAGGGUGAACCCCUCUGCUGACAGUGGGGGAGCCCCAAGCAGAGUGAUCCCAAAUGCCCCCAAGCCUGGGGUAAGUUCUGGACUUAGUGGCCAUUCUCUCCUGCCUCAGUUUGACCAUCUCCAGUAGAUGGGGGCCUGGGCAUCCGUCGCUCUUCCCAUUUCUGUCAGAGCACCAGGCCUGGAGGACGAUCCCCCACCUGGGCAAGGCAGAGGCAGGGGGGUUGGUCCCUGGCAGGCCUCAGGUCCAGGGGCUGGCCACCUUCUAGUCAGAGACCCCAGCAGAGCUUCAGUAUCCCCUCCUGAUCCUGUCACACAGCAGGGAGGUGAUAAGGUGGGUCCUACUUGUAUGUGUCCUGAUUUCUAGUACAAGUUGUUCCUCACUUCAGAUUUACAGUGGAAUCUCCCUUCCCAACCGCUCUCCCUCCUGCUGGAUUUGCCAAAAUGCCAACCUCCAGGCUGGUCACCACCCCCACCACACAUCCAUUCAAGUGGGAAGAAGCGUGGACAUACACUUGCCCACACAAACACAUGGACAUUUGCACACACACUUGCACCCACUUGCCCACAAACACAUGCACCCACACUUGCACUGUUGCAAACUCACACAUCUGUGUACACACACUCUUGCACCCAUUCAACCCACUCUUAUGCACACUCACACAUGGACACAUGCACACUUGUACCCUCACAGAUACACACACUUGUACCCACUCUUGUGCACUCUCAGACACACCCACCCACUCACACAUGCACACUCACUGUUCCUUUGACUGUGGGGUGGAGGCAGGACAGUGUCGGGAGACAUGACCAGGACUUGCCAUCUCCCAAGGCGCCCGCACCACAUCCAGGAGCUGACCGUGGCCAACAUGGGCUCUGGCUGACAGCAUCUGUCCCUCCACCCAGGCCCAGGUAUACACACUGUUUGCUCUCUCCAGGGCCCUUGGGCUUGAAUCUCUUCCUCCCCCAAAACCCACCUGUGCUCCCCCUGCCCUGCCUUGACCCCUGCACCUGCAGUGCCACCUUCUGUGGAGGAGCAAGAUGCAUCUACCCAGAGAGAGGGGACAGAGGUCUCUUUCUGGGCUCCUGAGGGCUGCUGACAACCCUCUCUUCUGAGGCACUUUUCUGUUCCCACAACCCUCCCACCUGCCCCAGUAUAGAGACCAGUGAGAAGAGAAGGGGGUUGAAGGCCACAGCCACCCCACUUUUCUGUGUUAGUGCUGGUGGCUGUAACCAGCCUGGCUCCCUGUGGGAACACUUGGCUGGCCCUUUCCUAGGCUGAGCUCAUGCUGUUGCACCUGGUACUAACUGGUUUUAAACAGCAAGCAUAGGAACAACAUGGAGUCUGUGUGUAGUAGCUGGGUUUAUUAUGGAUGUAUGUCAUGUUGUGAUUUGCAGUUUUUGAUCUAGUGAUUGACUUCAUUUGGGUUUUUCUUUCUGUUAAAUUAACUGCUGUAUAUUUCUAUUCUCCAACAAUGUCCACUCUCUGAUCUAUUGGGAUUUCUACUCUGACUUCUCAGACCCACUGAGGGCUUACUCCACCCCUACCAGCUUCCCUUGGGAUCCAGCCUAGCCCAUCCGAUGACUGGAGCCUUCCUCAGUUCCAAAAGAGGAAGGAAGUUCUAAUGUCAGGGACAGAGGGCAGCGUCCAGACUUGCUGUGGCCCACUCCAUGCAGCCUGGGGCCCAGGCCUGCCUGCAGCUUAGCUUUCCCGGUGUGUGCAGGGCCAAGCUGCGGGUAGAGUUGCCUGCUGCUGUUCAGGGUCUCCACGGUGCCCUCUGAAUUGGACGCUGAGCAGUCUUCCAAUUUCUGCUGUGUUCUGCCAGCUUUACAAUUCCUAACUCAAGCACCAUUGCUGUACAUGUAAUGAAAAGUGCCGUGUAUGACAAUAAAAACCUGUGUACAUACCUCCAUGUACAUAUUUAUAUGUUCCUAUUAUAUAAAGCAUGGCAUGUCUUUGGCAUUCCACAUUUGUGUCUUUUUAGAUCCUUUGGAAACUUUUCCUUUCCCUCUUUUCUAUGUAAUAAACAUAAAUGUGACCUUU